Hipposideros armiger (great roundleaf bat) is the source of this 5771-nucleotide messenger RNA. It is a transcript of the gene HSPA12A, whose product is annotated as heat shock protein family A (Hsp70) member 12A. The transcript is spliced from 13 exons. Bases 74 to 2188 code for a protein of 704 amino acids. The record is from RefSeq and is a predicted model, not a curated record. NCBI's taxonomy places the organism in Eukaryota, Metazoa, Chordata, Mammalia, Chiroptera, Hipposideridae.
CUCCAGAGCCUGCUGCUUCAGCUUCUGCAGCUCCCUAGUGGUCCCGCAGCUGCGGCCGCCGCCUUCUUCCCCCAUGAUGGAGAGUGUUGGCGUGUACGGAUUCUGUGGGUGUACAGCAAAGAGCAAAAUGAAGUGUGAUUCAAGGCGGGAAGCAACUGCUUCAGAAACGGCCCCCACGUCUGCAUAUUCAUCUCCAGCCCGGAGUCUGGGGGACACAGGAAUCACGCCUCUGUCCCCUUCCCAUAUCGCGAACGAUGCUGACCCGAAUGUGUCAGAGCAGCAGACGUUUCUCGUGGUGGUGGCCAUCGACUUUGGGACCACGUCUAGCGGCUAUGCCUACAGCUUCACCAAGGAGCCGGAGUGCAUCCACGUGAUGAGACGGUCCCAUAACCUUUGCCUUUCCUUGGUGUCAGGCGGAUGGGAAGGUGGAGACCCUGGGGUGUCCAACCAGAAGACUCCGACCACCAUCUUGCUGACCCCCGAGAGGAAGUUCCACAGUUUUGGGUAUGCCGCCAGGGACUUUUACCACGACCUGGAUCCCAACGAGGCCAAGCAGUGGCUGUACCUGGAGAAGUUCAAGAUGAAGCUGCAUACCACUGGGGACCUCACCAUGGAUACAGACCUGACGGCAGCCAACGGCAAGAAAGUCAAAGCCUUGGAAAUCUUUGUUUAUGCCCUGCAGUACUUUAAGGAGCAGGCACUGAAGGAGCUGAGCGACCAGGCGGGUUCGGAGUUCGAGAACUCUGAUGUCAGAUGGGUCAUCACGGUGCCUGCUAUCUGGAAACAGCCUGCCAAGCAGUUCAUGAGACAAGCUGCCUACCAGGCAGGCCUGGCCUCCCCUGAGAACUCGGAGCAGCUCAUCAUCGCCUUGGAGCCAGAGGCGGCCUCCAUCUACUGCCGGAAGCUGCGGCUGUACCAGAUGAUUGAGCUGAGCAGCAAGGCCGCGGUCAAUGGGUACAGCUCCAGUGACACAGUAGGAGCUGGGUUUGCACAGGCUAAGGAACACAUACGGCGUAAUCGGCAGAGUCGGACCUUUUUGGUGGAGAAUGUCAUAGGAGAGAUCUGGUCCGAGCUGGAGGAAGGUGACAAGUACGUGGUUGUGGACAGUGGCGGUGGCACUGUAGACCUGACAGUCCAUCAGAUAUGGUUACCGGAGGGACACCUAAAAGAACUGUAUAAAGCAACAGGCGGACCCUACGGAUCCCUAGGAGUAGAUUACGAAUUCGAGAAACUUCUGUGUAAAAUAUUCGGAGAGGAUUUUAUCGAACAAUUCAAAAUCAAGCGUCCCGCGGCCUGGGUUGACUUAACGAUUGCGUUUGAGUCUCGCAAAAGGGCGGCUGCCCCGGACCGAACUAACCCGCUGAACAUCACCCUGCCCUUCUCCUUCAUCGACUACUACAAGAAGUUCCGUGGGCACAGCGUGGAGCAUGCCCUGAGGAAGAGCAAUGUGGAUUUUGUGAAGUGGUCCUCACAGGGGAUGCUGAGGAUGAGUCCGGACGCCAUGAACGCCCUUUUCAAGCCGACCAUCGACAGCAUCAUUGAGCAUCUCCGGGACCUGUUUCAGAAGCCCGAGGUGUCCACCGUCAAGUUCCUCUUCCUGGUGGGCGGCUUUGCGGAGGCGCCCCUCCUGCAGCAGGCAGUACAGGCUGCCUUCGGCGACAAGUGCCGCAUUAUCAUCCCUCAGGACGUGGGCCUCACCAUCCUCAAGGGCGCCGUGCUCUUUGGCCUGGACCCCGCCGUCAUCAAGGUGCGCCGGUCCCCGCUCACCUACGGGGUGGGCGUGCUGAACCGCUACGUGGAGGGCAAGCACCCGCCCGAGAAGCUGCUGGUGAAGGACGGCACUCGCUGGUGCACCGAUGUCUUUGACAAGUUCAUCUCUGCCGACCAGUCCGUGGCCCUGGGUGAGCUGGUCAAGCGCAGCUACACCCCGGCUAAGCCCUCUCAGCUGGUCAUUGUCAUCAACAUCUACAGCUCUGAGCGCGACAGCGUGAGCUUCAUCACCGACCCCGGGGUGAAGAAGUGUGGCACGCUCCGCCUGGAUCUCACCGGGACCAGCGGCGCCGCCGUGCCCGCCCGGAGGGAGAUCCAGACCCUCAUGCAGUUCGGGGACACCGAGAUCAAGGCCACUGCCGUCGACAUAGCCACCUCCAGGAGUGUCAAGGUUGGGAUCGACUUCUUGAAUUACUAACUGGCCUUCCCUGACGCCUGCCCCCUUGGACUCAGCUCGCCUGCAUCUGCCGACCUCAACCCUGACUGUCCUUCCCCUGCCCUUGACCCUGCUUUGCUCACCUGAAUUGCAGCAGGGAAGAUGAGACCAGGGCUAGAAAACUGGGAGUUUUGAGGGCACACCGGAGUCAGAAAAAACUGUCGGGAAAUGAAGAUUGAGGUUUGGGAAUAAGAAAUGCAAGGAUUUUAAAAGAGCAGCUGGUUUUCCUAGGUCCAAGUGGUGAAACACCCACCCAGCAAGGGAAUCUGUACGUUUCCACAGUGAUUGAGCUCGCUUUGAACACAUCUCCAUCGAGUAGAACUGAAGAUGCCCUGUUGCUGUCCUUCUAUUAAUAGAUUCGCAAUAUCUUUGAGCCAGGAGGAAAUUCUUCAUCUCUUUGAGGCUUUUCUUUUUACAUUUUUUGGAUGGCAGUCAAUAUAAAAAGCCAGCCAUCUGCAGCUGAUUUAUUUUCCUCGUCAUGUGAUUAAAAGUGGAGAUUCAGUGGGAAUUUGGAACGUUUUUAGCUGGUGGGAGAAGACUGCCUACACUGGGCACUAUUUUAGGCUGCCGUGAUUUAAAUUCCAAAUAGGUUCAGUGAAUAUCUGUAGCCUUGGCUGAUCCACUAGGAUUUGUGUGAGUGGGAGGGCUGGCACCUCAAUUUUUCCAGAGGUAAAAACUUGCUUCGAUGGAAAUGGAUAUGAAAGAGCUACUGAUAUAUCCCAAAUCAUAUGCUGUAUAAGUUUUGACAUCAGAAUGACAAAUCCUGAUUUCUGAAUUCAUAAGUAAUUCUGGUUAACCUCAAUAGGAAUUCUGUGUUUCGAGAAAAUGAGGUUGCAAUUUGCCUUGUUCACAUCACCAAGCCCAGGAGUCUGGGAACAGCCCCUCACCUUGAAAAACAUGCAUGUUUUAAAUUAACUCUUUUGCCCUGCUCACCUUCGUCCCCCUAAAAGUUUUGGCCAUUUAGUCCCACAUUUUGAAAGGAAAACAUGGUGAUACAUGGGCAGAGACGCUGUUCUAUAACAUGAUUCAUUCAAGCUUUCAGUUUUUAAAGCCUGUCCAAAAGGAAUUCAUAGCUCUAUACUUGGUCAAUUCAGCCAGCUUUUCAAAGCAGAUCUGCGGAUCGCCCAUAGGAGGGCACUUGCUAAAGACAGGUCCUGGAUCCUGUCCCGUUUACGAACUGAAGUCGCGUCUUGGAGAAGAGGACCAGAACCUGCAGUUUUCAGUAAACACCACAGGUGACUGUGGUGCGAUCGAAACUCCUAGCUUGAGGUUUUGUCUGAAGCUGACAGCAGACCAGAGCCUGCAGCCUCUGGUUGGGCUCCCUUAGGGAGCCGGCUCACAUGAAGAGUGAUGAUCCCACACUCGCCCUCUUGUGAGUGGGGCUGGGGCCUCACCUGGCUUGGGGAUGGUACUGUAACCCUCACAGGAAGGGCCUGGGGAGGAAGAAGAUUGGAAGAAAGCCACCCUAAGAAAGGGGCUGCCUGAGGAACCAGCUGGCUUGGUGUGCGUUCUCUCCUUCCUUCCCCACUUGCAAAGCCAGUUUUCUCCAACAUUCAGGCAACAACUGAGGAGAAAGAAUCAAGAAUCUGACUCACAGCCCAUCUGAUCUGUUCCAAGCUGUCUUUUCCACCUGCUGGAGUUCAUUCCAAUUUUAAACCACUGGAGGUCUGCUUAACGAACGAAGGGAGGAGGAGCAAACUAACUUCGAAUGCAAGUUGGAUUCACAAACCCAUUAUCACAGCCUAUGUGCAGAUUUUAAAUAGCAUUUCCAGUUUCGUUCUAACAUGUCUGCUUUUUCACCUCGCCUGCUGCCGAAUUACCUACUAGAAUGUGAAACACAACAAACCACAGAACUAGAAGACGCUGAUCACAUAACUUAGUCACAGGAUUUCUCAUCCAGGCACAAAGUUGUGUGUGCUAGGGUUCUCUUGCUGCCUGCUCUGCUUCAACGCUACACCUGAUGGGUCUUUCUUUGGUGUUGCUAGCCAUACUCUCUCUACGAAUAAGACUUCUCAAUUUAGUUAUAAUUUUAUGUACAUACAAUAUUAGAAUAUUGUACAGAAUCUUUAUUUCUACAAUGUGCUUUUCUUGUUAAAAAAGAAAGGAAAAAUGCUCUUUGAAUUUUGUUGGUGACAGAUCUGCCUUUAAUUUUUCAUGGUUUCAUUUCUUAAUUGUGCUUACUAAUCGUUGAGUACCGAUAUUAAGCUAUGGACUAUAUAUGCAAGACUGAGCAAUAGACAGAGGUGCCUAAGGUCAGAAUGCUCUGAACACAUGGACUGCCUGGAUCAGUGGCUUCAUCAGACCUUUCUACACACACAUCCUUCCCAGAGGUUCACAGUUUAUAUUUAAAGGAGCAUAAUAAUGUAUCGAUUCUCCUGUUCUGUCUGAGAGCUGAACGUCCUGGUUCUGGAAGCAUUGUGACUAUGCAGGAAAACCUACAAAAACUCUUUGCACCCCUGCAAGGUUGUCAGCCUCUCUUUGCAGGACAAAGCAGUCACUCUGAGGGCAAAGUGUGGUCUACCGUGUGUGAUGUUUUCAGUACACCAGGGUCAAAGGAGGGAAUCAGAUGGUGCACACAUCCAGCUUUUCUACUGGAUUGGGUGUAAGUGUGGGUAAUAGAGUCAAGUCCUUCUUUUGGGGCUAAUGUAACGCCUUUCCCACCUUGCAUUAAGGAUGUCUCCAUGUCUAUUUUCUUAAGGUGAGGUGGUUGAAAUCUGUACUGCUGGCAAACAGAUGAUCGAGGGGAGGUGAUAAUUUUACUGGACUUUCUUCUAGCCCCAGAGAUGCAGGCCCAAUAGUCAAACUCCUUUUAAAGGGAUUUCAAUGGAUCCCCCAAAUCUAUCCCUUCCCCCACCCCCUUGCUACGGAAAUAUUCUAGAACACUGGAUAAGUACCCUUAGACACAUUUUCUAGUCUUAGAAAGUUUCUAAAAGGCCUGUUGUUAGACACAUUACUCACUUGUCCCCGGCUUAUUAUCUGAUCAUGUUUCGUGGAAGCAGAACUGUCAAAGGAUUUUCUAUGUAACUGCCCUUUUUGUACACAGCAGGCAUUAAUAAAUGCUGAAUGCCAGCCAAGUUACAGACAGUCAAGAGACGGGAAAGAGGAGGAGACAUACAAGCAUUUGUGUCGAGUGAUGGCUAACAUGAGUACAGAUUACAGAUCCUGCCCUACCCCUAGAACGUUACUUAGAUCAAGUUUAGCUUUUAGAGUCCAGGUCUGGUUAAUUGCCAGGGUGGCAAAGAAUCGCAUGCACCAAUAUACACAGGAGUCAAAAUGCAUUAUUAGUCGACGAUCGAACUUCACGUUGUAGAGAUGAAAUAGCUGUGAUUAAGCUGCAUAUUUAUGCUGGGAAAUGGCUUACAUGGAUGACUAGUAUAAAAGUUGUUGGCCACAAUGUCACACCUCUCAUCUGCUUAGAAUAUGGAACUAUAUUCUAAAAUGGGUCUUGUUCACGACAAGAUAAAUUCAAACUUCACAGAACUUUGCAGCAGUUCACAACUUGACAAGAUUGUAUCUGCAAAUUCCGUCUUCACAGAUGUCUAAUAAAGCAAAACUCUGGAUCUUA